Molecule: messenger RNA, 2716 nt
Organism: Drosophila serrata
Lineage: Eukaryota; Metazoa; Arthropoda; Insecta; Diptera; Drosophilidae
Gene: TAF1B
Product: TATA box-binding protein-associated factor RNA polymerase I subunit B
Biological process (GO): nucleolar large rRNA transcription by RNA polymerase I; RNA polymerase I preinitiation complex assembly
Cellular component (GO): RNA polymerase transcription factor SL1 complex; RNA polymerase I core factor complex
Molecular function (GO): RNA polymerase I core promoter sequence-specific DNA binding
Source: RefSeq, a predicted model, not a curated record
CACUAAUGAGCAAGCACGUUUCAAUUUUGUUUAUUAAAUUAACAAUCCGAAAAAAUAACAUAAAUAAAGAUGGAGGGUGUCGAUUUGAAGUGCACAUUGUGCGGCGAGGACAAAUUCCAGGAGCGCGAGGGAUUUUUCUACUGCGAGGAGUGCGGCACACAGAAGGAAAAGAUUCAGGCGGUGGAGCUCAUCGCCGACGAAGAGUUUAACGAAACCGGUGCUGGAAAGCAUACCAGCCGAGUUAUACGGCGUCCAAAGGAUUUGGCCAAUACCGAGGAGAACGACAUCACCUCGUGGGAAUUCUACAACUAUGUGCUGCGCGGCUUCGUUCAGGAGCUGCUCGACAUGGGCGCCAAGCCGGAGCUCAAGCUGAUGUCCCUGCAGGUAUGGGCGGCGUACAUGGGCCAAAUGGAGGUCGCCUUCUGCAGGAACGACGAUUUCGGUCUGCCCAAGCUUAAUGUACGGGCACUGGACAGAGAUGCACGCAUCAUUUACAACUACAAGCGGACAAAGCUCAAGAAGAUCAGGAGGGGCAGCGCUUCUGUCGAUCCCAAUGAUGAGCGCGCUAAGUUUCGCAAAUGGAACAAAACCAAGCGCAAUCUUGACGCCUCGGGCUACAAGAGAAGCGGAGUCUCAGAGCAAAGCGCAAAACAGAGUGUCGGCCUGCGAUGGUCCUGGAAAGCCCGCAAGACGCUAAAGAGCAAGAUGCCAUUAAAGCAUUUGGACAAGCACAGCAGGGUUAGCAGCAUGCAGUGCCAUGGUCUGAGGCCCAAGGCCAAGGAACUGCAUAACUUCGAUCGACAUAUAUACAAUCUGAAUUUGCACAAGUUAUAUGUGGUAUUGGCUAUAGCCCUUAACAUGAUCGAAGACGACAUCCAGCUAACAGAUUUGCUGCGGCUAGUCGAAGAGGAGCACCUGACCAGCCGAUAUAUGCUAAAGUAUCUGCCCGAUAAUGUGGCCGCCCAAGGAAAGACAUUGCUCAAGGAGGUAGAGCAUGGUAAUCACAGGGACCAGUGCUCAUAUACGUUCCUUCGCACCCACGUGGCUCAUAUGGCGCAUUUUAUAAAUCUGAGUGAAUUUCAAACGCCAAAUCUUCUGGCCCUGGCCGAACGCUAUGUCCUUGAGCUAGGCCUACCGCCUCGGGUCGCCAAGUAUGUGGGCAGCUUGAUAGAGCUGUAUCCGCCGAGGUUCACUUGCCCCCCGGGCUUUAACGUAUAUCCGCGCUACGAGCCCAGGGUGAUGGCCUAUAUCGUGUAUGUAAUGAAGUUGCUCUUUGGACUGGACGACGUCAAAGAGAAGAAGAUCUCGAUGUCAGCGAAGCAAAUCAAUGAAGAAAUACUGAGUUCAGUAGGACCAGAUCCUAAAAUACCCCCGCUCUUUGUAUUUACCGAGUGGAUGCAGUUUGUAGAGCUGAGGAAAGUGAUAGUUGCUCAGUACAACCAGAGCUUCGCUAGUCGCUUUGGAGUGCCAAACAAAACGGACUGCCAGGUGGAUGAUAUCCUCAUAAAGGAUCGCAAGCAGAGGGAGCAGGAAUACGGCAACUACGACCUGCAUGGAAUGGCUAUGCAGCGUCAAUACGAGAAUAUGACGCACACAAUGGAGACCCUCCUGAAGGAGCACUUUGGCGAGUCUAUUGAAGAUAGCAUCGGCAAAAAUCACAUUGAAUUUCAGCACAGCCUGACACCCGCUCACACAUACUUCAAACGGAUCCUGCAUCACAUCUCACAGACCAAAGAAGACGCCAUGACCAUCGACAUUCCCGACUACAUGAACGUGGAUCAUUCACAGCGGGACCUAGAUCCCUUCAUCGGGGAAACCAACGAUUUAAAGAAAUAUUUAGCUCAGCGCGGGGUGAAGAUGCAUGUGGUGGAGGUCCCCUGCCAGGAGGACAUUAAAAGUGGUCUCUUUCAUCCCCUUGCCGCUGUAGUUCCAGCUACGCGUGAAUUCCGAGCCAAUUGUGACAUUAAGAGCGAGACAUGGAUCAAUGAACUCAAAAGGAAGGAGAAACGUCCGGACUUCCAAUUUCGUCAACCCAUUGCCACCUAUGGAGCCGCCUAUCUGGCCAGGUUACAGCAACGACACUCGCUGAGGGAGCGGUUGGAGGCUGCCAAUCCCUUUUGGGAGAUCAAAGCGACCCCCAGAUACGCAAUCAAACUCAAUAAUGAUGAGGAGGUUCUUCUCGACAGCCUUAGCUCGAUACAAACAUUCGGGGAGGAGGAUAUGGACCCGUUGGAAGUGCCCCUGGAUCUGCCACGCCGCCAUCUAGACAAGAAACUGACAAACAGCGAUUUGGCGCCAGAAUCGGAUAGCGUUGUCGGGGAAGAACCAGAUCAGUCGCCAACAGAGCUGGAGGAGUUAACGCUGCAAGUCUCCAACUUUGACUGCUGGCUUCUGCAUGGCUUCACGAACAAGAUUCGGGAGUCGGAUAAGCGAGCGCUGCGUACGUUUUUCCCCUGCUCCUUCCGCUGGCUCCUCGAGACCUGUGCCGCCACCAUCGGCGUGGGAUGGGAUAUCCUGUACGAGCAACUUCUUGUCCUGGAGGUGAUGUUCCACCACACCAUCAAGGACUGGAGCAAAUACGAUCAAGUUCUACGCCUCGAGUCGACCAGUUCGGAUAAAGACAGGCAAUUGCUGGUUAGAGCCUACAGGGAUAUGUGGUAAAGUGCAGUUUUGCUGCAGUAGAAUGGCAAUGAUAGGAAGCUAAGAGUGUCAUAAA